Messenger RNA from Jaculus jaculus (lesser Egyptian jerboa), 2950 nucleotides. It is a transcript of the gene Srpra, whose product is annotated as SRP receptor subunit alpha. The transcript is spliced from 14 exons. Lineage: Eukaryota; Metazoa; Chordata; Mammalia; Rodentia; Dipodidae. Gene Ontology annotation, cellular component: endoplasmic reticulum membrane; signal recognition particle receptor complex. Gene Ontology annotation, biological process: SRP-dependent cotranslational protein targeting to membrane. Gene Ontology annotation, molecular function: ATP hydrolysis activity; GTP binding; GTPase activity. The record is from RefSeq and is a predicted model, not a curated record. The coding region runs from base 90 to 2003 and encodes 637 amino acids.
UCCCGCGCUUGGCGCAGCAGGAAGCGGCGGCGGUAGCGGCCCGAGCUCCCGGCGCCGGCCUCGGCCCCAGAUCCUUUCCUGCUGCAGCCAUGCUUGACUUUUUCACCAUCUUCUCCAAAGGUGGGCUUGUGCUCUGGUGUUUCCAGGGCGUGAGCGAUUCCUGCACCGGGCCUGUUAACGCGUUGAUUCGCUCCGUGCUGCUGCAGGAACGGGGAGGUAACAACUCCUUCACUCAUGAGGCCCUCACACUCAAGUAUAAACUGGACAACCAGUUUGAGUUGGUGUUUGUGGUUGGUUUUCAGAAGAUCCUAACACUAACGUACGUAGACAAGUUGAUAGAUGAUGUGCACCGGCUGUUUCGGGACAAGUACCGCACAGAGAUCCAACAACAAAGUGCUUUAAGUUUAUUGAAUGGCACUUUUGAUUUCCAAAAUGACUUCCUGCAGCUCCUUCGUGAAGCGGAGGAGAGCAGUAAGAUCCGUGCUCCCACUACCAUGAAGAAAUUUGAAGAUUCUGAAAAGGCUAAGAAACCUGUAAGGUCCAUGAUUGAAACACGAGGAGAAAAGGCCAAAGAAAAAGCAAAGAACAGUAAAAAAAAGGGGGCCAAGAAAGAAGGUUCUGAUGGCCCUUUGGCUACCAGCAAAACAGCCCCUGCAGAAAAGUCAGGUCUCCCAUUGGGGACUGAAAAUGGAGAACUUUCUAAAGAGGAGCUAAUACGCAGGAAGAGAGAAGAGUUCAUUCAGAAGCAUGGGAAGGGUCUGGACAAGUCCAGCAAGCCUACGAAGUCAGAUGCUCCAAAGGAGAAGGGUAAGAAAGCACCCCGAGUGUGGGAACUGGGAGGCUGUGCUAACAAAGAAGUGUUGGAUUAUAGUACUCCUACCACCAAUGGAACCCCAGAAGCUUCCCUGUCUGAGGAUAUCAACUUGAUUCGAGGAACUGGGCCUGGCAGUCAGCUUCAAGAUCUGGAUUGUAGCAGCUCAGAUGAUGAAGGUGCCACUCAGAACUCCACAAAACCAAGUGCUACCAAGGGGACUCUAGGUGGCAUGUUUGGGAUGCUGAAGGGCCUAGUGGGUUCUAAGAGCCUGAGUCGUGAAGAUAUGGAAUCUGUGCUGGAUAAGAUGCGUGAUCAUCUUAUAGCUAAGAAUGUGGCUGCUGACAUUGCUCUCCAGCUUUGUGAAUCUGUUGCCAACAAGUUGGAAGGGAAAGUGAUGGGGACAUUCAGCACGGUGACUUCCACAGUCAAGCAAGCUCUACAGGAGUCCCUGGUACAGAUUCUGCAGCCACAGCGUCGUGUAGACAUGCUUAGGGAUAUCAUGGAUGCCCAGCGUCGCCAGCGCCCGUAUGUUGUCACGUUCUGUGGUGUGAAUGGAGUGGGAAAGUCUACUAAUCUUGCCAAGAUUUCCUUCUGGCUUUUGGAGAAUGGCUUCAGUGUCCUCAUUGCUGCCUGUGAUACCUUUCGUGCUGGGGCUGUAGAGCAGCUGCGCACACACACUCGGCGCCUGACUGCCUUACAUCCCCCCGAGAACCAUGGUGGCCGCACAAUGGUGCAGUUGUUUGAAAAAGGCUAUGGCAAGGAUGCUGCCGGCAUUGCCAUGGAAGCUAUUGCCUUUGCACGUAACCAAGGCUUCGAUGUGGUAUUGGUGGAUACAGCUGGCCGCAUGCAAGACAAUGCUCCCCUGAUGACUGCCCUGGCCAAACUCAUUACUGUCAAUACACCUGACUUGGUGCUGUUUGUAGGGGAAGCCUUAGUAGGCAAUGAAGCCGUGGACCAGCUGGUCAAGUUCAACAGAGCCUUGGCUGACCAUUCUAUGGCUCAGACACCUCGGCUCAUUGAUGGCAUUGUCCUUACCAAAUUUGACACCAUUGAUGAUAAGGUGGGAGCUGCUAUUUCUAUGACAUACAUCACAAGCAAACCCAUCGUCUUUGUGGGCACUGGCCAGACCUACUGUGACUUACGCAGUCUCAACGCCAAGGCUGUAGUGGCUGCCCUCAUGAAGGCUUAAUGUGUCUCUUGCCUAAUACCAAAUUGCCGCUUGUCCCAAGUCCCUACUCCGGUGUCAAGAAUGUGCUUUAGACUAUGUGAGCAAUUUGUCUUCAAGUGUAGUACAAAGGCAGAGUGAGGAGGGAACUCCAAGGACUUGAAGAUCCCUCUAAUCCCACUCCCCGUUUAGCCCAGCCUCUGUCUUUAAGGAGGGCCUAAUCAUGUUACAAUCACUGCCCAAUGACCCUUCUCCCCAUGAGCCUUCCUCUUCCUACUCAGGCAUCCCCUUCACUCUGCUUACAGACUCAGUCUCGUUACAGCUUUGACCAAUGGUUGGAAAACUCAGAGUUUUGCUAAUUAGUGUGAUCACAAAGCCACCUGUGCUAUGGAGCAGUUUGAAGCCCCUCGCUCCAUUGGGUUCAGAGGUGUCCAAAGCCAACUCUGGGUCUUGAAUGGCAUCCCCUCCCUCAAAUACACAGCUUUCAGGUCCCUGGUGCCAGGAAGACAACCACCUCACUUGGCAGUACAUGGUGGCCCAUUCUUAAUUGCUGCUAAUUCUAUAUCUGAUAAACUCCUACCCCAUUUUUGCCCCAAAGCCACACUUCCCCUCUCAAAGGGAGCUGAGUUGCAGUGUUACAUAGGCUUCUCAGACGUCCAACUCUUCCCCACUACCAGAAUCCAGAGUAAGCUUUGCAUGUCCACCUUCUUGGGAGAAAAGCAACUGUCAGAAAGGGUGCCUGUUGCCCCCUCCCCCAUCCAACCUUUGGCCUCCUGAGCAGGUCCUGGCUUUCCUCAUCCCUCUCUUCUACAGUGCCUGGUAGACAAGUGCUAAGUUGAAUACAAACUCUUGUUAAGACAUGUUCUGUAGCUUGGUAUUACAGAUGUGCUACUAGUGCAAUAAGGUGAAGGCUGUCUGCCCAGAGAAAUACAUAAUUUAUAUAAGAAAAUAAAUUUCAUAAAUAAACUGCC